AUGGGAAACUGUUGCGGAACGACGUCGUCCUCUUCAGUUGAUCACUGGGGUGGCGAGGAUUGGAGUUUUCUGACAUCGAGCAAGAAUAGCAGGAACAGAAGCUCAACGAAGGUGUUUGAUGAAUUGAAGUUGAUGAACAAUAAAGAGGACAAGCUUCUUGUGGGAGAUUCAAAUGCUUCUUCUUCUUCUAAUGGGAAGAUUAAGAUAAAGAUUUCGAAGAAGGAGCUUCAAGUUUUACUGGGAGAAUUAGAGAAGCAGAAUAAGAAUAAGAAGAAGAAUACUAAUAAUUCUGCAGAACAAGUUCUGGUUCGUUUAAUGGAGGCCAGAGAUCAGCAUCAUCAUCUUCAUCCUGCUGGCCACAACUGGAGCCCUGCGUUAGAGAGUAUUCCUGAAGUUAACUGA
This is a messenger RNA of Neltuma alba, 402 nucleotides long. RefSeq lists its product as uncharacterized. Bases 1 to 402 code for a protein of 133 amino acids. Lineage: Eukaryota; Viridiplantae; Streptophyta; Magnoliopsida; Fabales; Fabaceae. The record is from RefSeq and is a predicted model, not a curated record. The transcript has a single exon.